UCCCCUCGGAAAACACUACACUUCUGCAAUCAUGGCGGGUCCGUAUCCUGAAAUAGUCCGUGGACAAGUUUUCGACGUUGCUCCCCGUUAUACAAACUUGAAUUACAUCGGGGAAGGAGCAUACGGCAUGGUUUGUUCUGCUAUGGACAACCAUUUGGGGCAACGAGUUGCGAUCAAGAAAAUCAGCCCGUUCGAGCAUCAGACAUACUGUCAGAGAACCCUGAGAGAGAUCAAAAUAUUGACGAGGUUCAAGCAUGAAAACAUCAUUAAUAUUAUGGACAUCAUCCGAGCACCGGACUUAAAUCAGCUGAAAGACGUUUAUAUUGUGCAAACAUUGAUGGAAACAGACUUGUACAAGCUGCUGAAGUCACAGAGGCUAAGUAACGACCAUACAUGCUACUUCCUGUAUCAAAUACUCAGAGGGUUGAAGUACAUUCACUCUGCAAAUGUUCUGCACCGGGAUUUAAAGCCAAGCAACUUGCUUCUGAAUACGACAUGUGAUCUGAAGAUCUGUGAUUUUGGCUUGGCAAGGGUCGCUGAUCCAGAACAUGACCACACAGGAAUCUUGACAGAGUAUGUUGCCACAAGAUGGUAUCGAGCCCCUGAAAUCAUGCUCAAUUCCAAAGGCUAUUCAAAGGCUAUUGACGUUUGGUCGGUUGGGUGUAUUUUAGCGGAGAUGCUCUCAAAUAAACCACUUUUCCCAGGAAAACAUUAUUUGGACCAAUUGAAUCACAUAUUAGGGGUCCUUGGCUCACCGACUUUGGAAGAUUUGCAGUGCAUCAAAAACGACAAGGCGAGAAGUUACAUUCAAGCGUUACCCACCAAACCAAAGAUUCCUUGGAGCAGAAUCUUCCCAAAUGCUAAUCCCAAAGCUCUGGAUCUUCUUGGUAAAAUGUUGUCGUUCAAUCCAAACAAGAGGUUUUCAGUUGAGGAAUGCUUGGCUCAUCCGUACCUCGAACAGUAUUAUGACCCCACCGAUGAACCAAUCGCUGAGCAGCCUUUCAGAUUUGAAACGGAGCUUGAUAACCUUCCAAAAGAAGAGCUCAAAGAACUGAUCUAUGCUGAAACAGCUAACUUUAUGGUGAAGUAAAAGCAUCAUUAAUAUACACUUCACCGUAUAUUUAGAAUAAAAAUAAAUGUAUUAUACAAAAUUUAAUACAGCCAUUGAAACCGCAUCAUAUGUAACGCUAGAAUGGGUUUACAAAUUCGCCCAGAAUAGCAUAUGAUAGUUCACAGUUUAUAAUUUAACCUAGUAGAUCUCAAUCCUAUGUCUAAUUUAAAAAUUAUUAACUAUAGCCUUAUCAUUAUCGCUAGUUUUUGAAUAUUUUUUUGCAUUCACAGUUUUUUUUCGGUGUGAACUUUAGAACUAUCAAACGGUUCUUGUGUCAGAAAUUAUACGUUUAAGUAUAGUGUCAAGUAUCUGGCUUGGUGUUAGGAAAAACGUUUGAAAAGAAUAUUUCGAAAGGAGUUAUUAUUAUUAUAAAUCAAAUCAAAAUAUCAAAUCGAAAUAUCUUUUGAGAAAUUCGCAUUAUUUUAACAGAAAAAUCGUUCUUGCUAAAAAUGUUUGCGGCCCAAACAUAAACGUUUUGGGUCGUUUUUUAUAACCCCCAUUUGGUUUACUUGGAUGAACUACUUCAAUUCACUGAACAAGACGUGGAAUGGCUUUGUCUGGUCUCGUAAAGACUUUCCGUACCUCGAAGGCAGUUCACGUCUUGUUUGGUCUAUGAUGAGGUUUUCAUUUGUGGAAUUGCAUGCAAUAUUGCUAGAAGCUUUGCCUUGCAGACUUCGUGAGUCGUAUUUUUCAUGAAGUUUUUUAAGACAAUCUGCAAUGUCGGUUAUAAAUAUAUAUACCGCAUCUUGAAUUCUCAUAUGAUAUGUAAAUUGAAUAAGUCUCAGUAAUGUAGAUUAGAAAAUUAGUCUGUUAAUUCGUAGGAAUAAUUUGUACCACGUUUAUAUGAUGAUUUGUAAAUCGUCAAUAUAUAAAAACGUCGCGUUU
This is a messenger RNA of Dendronephthya gigantea, 1996 nucleotides long. RefSeq names its product mitogen-activated protein kinase 1-like. Gene Ontology annotation, cellular component: cytoplasm; nucleus. Lineage: Eukaryota; Metazoa; Cnidaria; Anthozoa; Malacalcyonacea; Nephtheidae. Gene Ontology annotation, molecular function: ATP binding; MAP kinase activity. The record is from RefSeq and is a predicted model, not a curated record. Gene Ontology annotation, biological process: protein phosphorylation; intracellular signal transduction. Bases 32 to 1090 code for a protein of 352 amino acids. The transcript is spliced from 10 exons.